This is a messenger RNA of Cercocebus atys (sooty mangabey), 4558 nucleotides long. It is a transcript of the gene SEPTIN10, whose product is annotated as septin 10. The transcript has 11 exons. The coding region runs from base 433 to 1938 and encodes 501 amino acids. Gene Ontology annotation, molecular function: GTP binding; molecular adaptor activity; GTPase activity. Gene Ontology annotation, cellular component: cell division site; septin ring; septin complex. Gene Ontology annotation, biological process: cytoskeleton-dependent cytokinesis. Lineage: Eukaryota; Metazoa; Chordata; Mammalia; Primates; Cercopithecidae. The record is from RefSeq and is a predicted model, not a curated record.
AGCCACACCCACCUAGGGCGGCCUUGCCUCAGGGCCCGCCCACUUCCGGCCUCGCGUGGGCCGCAAUCACUGUUCCGCAGUUCCCGCCUGCAUUCUUCGCGCCCUCUUCCUGGAGUCCCGGCUGUCCUUCAGCCCGCCCCAACACUGACACUCAGUCCUCAGUCGUCGAGGGCAGCUCCCGCGAGGGGCUCGUUUGGCGAACUCAAAACGCUCAGCGCGCACCACAGGGCGUCCGCCCCGACCCCGCCCCCCGUCCACCGUCCCCGGAGGCCUCCAGCUCGGCCCCGCCCCUGUCCCUUCCCGGUGGCGGAGCCGCUUCGCCUCGCGUCCCGCCCGUUACUGCAGCGCUCCCGCCUUCCCGCCGCCGUUGUCGGGACCAGCCGCUCGGGGCUGGGCUGAUACAGCCGCUUCACCGCGCCCCUCCCCGCGACCAUGGCCUCCUCCGAGGUGGCGCGGCACCUGCUCUUUCAGUCUCACAUGGCAACGAAAACAACUUGUAUGUCUUCACAAGGAUCUGAUGAUGAACAGAGAAAAAGAGAAAACGUUCGUUCCUUGACUAUGUCUGGCCAUGUUGGUUUUGAGAGUUUGCCUGAUCAGCUGGUGAACAGAUCCAUUCAGCAAGGUUUCUGCUUUAAUAUUCUCUGUGUGGGGGAAACUGGAAUUGGAAAAUCAACACUGAUUGACACAUUGUUUAAUACUAAUUUUGAAGACUAUGAAUCCUCACAUUUUUGCCCAAAUGUUAAACUUAAAGCUCAGACAUAUGAACUCCAGGAAAGUAAUGUUCGAUUGAAAUUGACCAUUGUGAAUACAGUGGGAUUUGGUGACCAAAUAAAUAAAGAAGAGAGCUACCAACCAAUAGUUGACUACAUAGAUGCUCAGUUUGAGGCCUAUCUCCAAGAAGAGCUGAAGAUUAAGCGUUCUCUCUUUACCUACCAUGAUUCUCGCAUCCAUGUGUGCCUCUACUUCAUUUCACCGACAGGCCACUCUCUGAAGACACUUGAUCUUUUAACCAUGAAGAACCUUGACAGCAAGGUAAACAUUAUAAAAAAAAAAACCAAAGCAGAUACGGUUUCUAAAACUGAAUUACAGAAGUUUAAGAUCAAGCUCAUGAGUGAAUUGGUCAGCAAUGGCGUCCAGAUAUACCAAAAAAAAAAAAAUGAUGACACUAUCGCUAAGGUCAAUGCUGCGAUGAAUGGACAGUUGCCAUUUGCUGUUGUGGGAAGUAUGGAUGAGGUGAAAGUUGGAAACAAGAUGGUCAAAGCUCGCCAGUACCCUUGGGGUGUUGUACAAAAAGAAAAUGAAAACCACUGUGACUUUGUAAAGCUGCGGGAAAAAAAAAAAAAAACAAACAUGGAGGACCUGCGAGAGCAGACCCAUACCAGGCAAAAAAAAAAAUACAGGCGCUGCAAACUGGAGGAAAUGGGCUUUACAGAUGAAAAAAAAAAAAACAAGCCGGUCAGUCUUCAAGAGACCUAUGAAGCCAAAAGACAUGAAAAAAAAAAAGAACGUCAGAGGAAGGAAGAAGAAAUGAAGCAGAUGUUUGUGCAACGAGUAAAGGAGAAAGAAGCCAUAUUGAAAGAAGCUGAGAGAGAGGAAAAAAAAAAACUACAGGCCAAAUUUGAGCACCUUAAGAGACUUCACAAAAAAAAAAAAAUGAAACUUGAAGAAAAGAGAAGACUUUUGGAAGAAGAAAAAAAAAAAAACUCUAAAAAGAAAGCUACCUCCGAGAUAUUUCACAGCCAGAAAAAAAAAAAAACAGGCAGCAACCUGAGGAAGGACAAGGACCGUAAGAAGAAAAAAAAAAAGGAAAAAAAAAAAAAAUUCGAACUCCUGUGCGUUGAUGUCAGAACUUGUGAAAACAGUGGUGGACGUAAAGAUGCAGAGAAAGGUAGAGAGGGCCAGAGUGCAAGGAAAAAAAAAAAAGUAGCAUGUGGAUGAUAAUCACAAGGCGUGUAGGUUUGGAAAAAAAAAAAAAAUCAAUUACCCAAGUUUUAGAAAAUAAGUUUAUUUUUCAAAAAAAAAAAUUUCCUUCUGUACUUUGUGUCCCUUGUUUUAUUUCUCCCAAAAAAAAAAAACCUGUUGGUUUAACUAUUUGGCUGUUGAGGAAAUUCAUCAAAAAAAAAAAAGUUCAGAAUGCUCAUUUGGUGGACUCUGCCUCAGUUUACUAAAAAAAAAAAUGUGCUAGCAGCAUUGCAUGCUCCCAUGUUCCCCACAGAGAAAAAAAAAAAGUUUAAUGCUCUCACUGCAUCUAUGUCAGACCCAUUUUCAGAAUAUUGCAACUCAACUUUAAAAUAAUAAAACAUAACCUUGGCCCAUUGGAAAAAAAAAAAUUUUUAAACAUGGAGAAGUAAACCACAGGACUUUGGCAGGAAAAAAAAAAAUAUAUAUUUUACAGGGUUUUUUUUUUUUUUUUUUUUUUUUGGAAAAGAAGAAGGAAUUCGCAUGUAUGAUCUUUUAAUGUAAGCUCUGCAAGGGCAUGGAUCAUUAUCUUGUUCAUUGAUAUAGCCAUCCCCAGAGCCUAGAGCAGUUGUCUGGUACAUAGUAGGCAUGCAAUUACUUUUUAAAAGAAUAAGUAGUAUAAAAGCUGUAUUUUAUUCAAGCAUUGAAUUUCAAAAGAUAAACUAUAAAUUUAUUACUGCUUUUCAACCUGCUUUGAAUUUUAAAGCUUAUGGCUCUUUUAUUAAUACUUUUUUUCCUUUCAUCUUAACCCAGUGUUACUAAAAUUAGAUUUCCCAUUUUUUCGCCUAUAUGAAAGAUAAUUUACAUUUACCUUGUAAAAAUUAUUUCCCUGCUCCACUUGAGAACCCUACUGUUGUUUGCAAAAUCAGGGCCAAACCCGUAUUUUUUGAGAGCUCUCUAGAAGAAUUUAUCUUCAAGAAAAUAUGGUUUGGUGUUUUUGGUUUUUUCUUUGCUUUUUCAAAGUCCCAUACCCAGAUAUCCUAUAAUAUACUAGGUGCAUAUUUGCUAAUUUUUACUUCUUGAAUGUUUUCUUUCAAAGUGUACCAAUCAAAAGGUUCUUUUUCUUUCCAGCUCCAAUUUUUUGUAAAACAGAAGUUCCAGAGCACAGAAGGUCAUCAUCACAAGCAAACUUUAUUAAAAAAAAACUAGAAGUGUGCUUUGAUUUUGCUGUUUUUAUUUGUUUUAUCACUUCUAUAUUUGGUGAACGGCCACAGUUACUGAUAUUUAUGGAAAAGUACUUUCAAGUACAAGGUCAAUACAUAAGCCAGAGUGAAUGAUACUACAAGUUGAGCAUCUCUAAUUCAAAAAUCUGAAAUCCAGAAGCUUCAAAAUCUGAAUCUUUCUGAGCACUGACUUGACCCCACAAGUGGAAAAUUCCCCACCUGACACCUUUGCUUUCUGAUGGUUCAGUUUAAACGGAUUUUGUUUCUUGCACAAAAUUAUUAAAAAUGUUAUAUAAAUUACUUUCAGGCUAUAUGUAUAAGGUGGAUGUGAAACCUGAAUUAUGUAAUUAGUCAGGUCCCAUUGUAUAUAUGCAGAUAUUCCAGAAUCUGAAAUCCAAAACACUUCUGGUCCCUAGCAUUUUGGAUAAGGGAUACUCAGCUUGUACCUACAUAUUCAUAUAUAUUCACUGUUGUUAGAAAUUUUUAAGUUGCUGUUUUGUGAUGAAUCUAAAUCUUUUGUCUUGCUACCAAGCUAUUGUCACUGCAGUGCAUUAUACCAAAGAGCAAAGUGUCAGUGCCAUUGAAAAUACAGAACCCAUUAAUAUCGUGACUAUAUGAUUGCAUUUAUAUUCCAAGGUGAACCUUUUUUAUACUAAAAAUUUUGGGGAAUAUGUUUUGGGAUGUAUUAUAGAGCUGAAACUCUAACCUCUUAAUAGUUUUAUAGAACUUAAAAAUUUUUGAUACAGUUACCCAAUUGGUGAUACGAUCUUAAGCUUUUAUGUCAAAUUAUUUAAUAUGACUUCAUGCUUUAUUAUGCCUUAUUAUGGCUGAUGUAUUACUGUGGUGGAACAAAAUAUCUUUAAAAGUUAAAACAUCCAAAUAUAUAAACUCUUUUUUCCUAAUGAUAAAGUACCUUUGAGUAUGAGUGUAUCACAGUUUUUAUUAGGAAAACUUUUCAUUACAUGCUUGUUUAAACUCUGUCUUCCAGGGGAAAAAUAAUAAGGUUGAAUCAUUUUAUUAAAAAUACAUUUUGAGAAAAUAACUAGGAACAUCUGAAUAUUAAAGAUAUGAAAAUGCACAUAAUUCAUAUUUCAGGUGGUAUUUGCAUUCAGUGCCUUACUAGUAUUCUCAGAACAUUUUAAUGAUUUCUAACAUUUCUUAACAGUCAUAGAUAUAUAAAUUUUCAUUUUUUGUACUUGAGUAUUCUAAAUAAAACUGACAUUUACUCUUGACAAAUAAAACAUAUAUAUUUACUAAAAUGUGUUUAAUUUUCCUUUUUGAAAACUGUCAUUUUCAAAACAUUCAUUUAAUUACUCAUUUGAAUUAUUUUGGAGAUGAGGUAUUUUAUGCGUAUUUUCAGACAAUAAAACUUAUUAGUCUGUGUCAGAUUCUGAGCAAUCAUAAAGUCAUCCAAGUUGUAAAUAAAACCUUGCAUA